Molecule: messenger RNA, 1308 nt
Organism: Neltuma alba
Lineage: Eukaryota; Viridiplantae; Streptophyta; Magnoliopsida; Fabales; Fabaceae
Product: F-box only protein 13-like
Exons: 2
Coding region: 61-1308 (415 amino acids)
Molecular function (GO): protein binding
Source: RefSeq, a predicted model, not a curated record
UUGGGAAGCCUGGUAGCAUCUCAAGUUUCGAGCUUCAUUUUUACCCAAACUCCUGGCCUAAUGGAACGCAGUGAUAAGCCUGAUACCAGGAUAAGUUUGAAGAGAAAGUCACCAGAGUGUGAUGAUGAUCCCCUCUCCAACAGUUUUUCUCUGGACGACCUUCCUGAAGACCUCUUUGAAAGGGUUCUUUCACGGCUACCAACUUCCACAUUUUUUCACCUUAUUUCUGUGUCAAAAAGAUGGAGAUCGGUUGCUUUUUCUGCAAGCUUUAAGCUUGCCUGCUCUCUCGUUCCGUCAAGAAAUCCUUGGUUUUUGAUGGUUUCACCCAAUCUCAACCAAUCUGUCAUCUACGAGUCUGCCGAAAACAGUUGGAAAAGGCUCAAUUAUCCAAAUCUUCUACUUGAAGAUUCUAAUCGAAGUUGCAUGCCAGUUGCAUCCUCCGGUGGCUUGAUUUGUUACCGUAAAUUAUCAGGAGACUUCAUUGUGUGCAAUCCCUUGACAAAAUCUUGUAAGGACCUACCUCCAUUGCACAUAACCCCUCAGAAUCAAUCUUUAAAUGCCAUUGUGAUGAGUGCAACUUUCACCUCCUACAAGAUCGUGUUAAUCCAUGGUGAGCUUCCAAAUCUUUCGUUUAUGGUGUAUGAUUCAAAUUCAGUCUCUGGUUGCUGGAAAGAUGAGACUGCAUUGAGGAAAAAGGUCGAUGAUUCUUUUCCAGAAUCUGACUCAACCCAUGACAAUGUCGCUUACUUUGUAAGCAAGGCUGGAUAUGUGGUGGCGAGUGGUAUGCAAUUAGAAAGAAGCCCAUUCAAGCAAUACUCGUCAAUUAUAACUAACAAAGAUGGUCAGGAAGUAGUCUAUUUUCUUAGCUCUUUCGGGACAAUAGUAGCCUGCAAUUUGACAAACAAGUGCUUUUCCGAGUAUCCCAGGUUGUUACCUGUCUUCUGUGAGUACUCCAUUGAUGUCGUGGAGUGCAAUGGUGAGAUGCUAGUUGUUGUAUUAUCAGAAUCCUUGGAGAGUGAGAGUCUUAGGGUGUGGAAGUAUGACGAGGCCAAUCAACAUUGGCACCAGAUUGCUGCAAUGCCUCCGGCAAUGUCCAAUGAGUGGUAUGGCAAGAAGGCUGACAUUAACUGUGUCGGAGCCGGCGGUCGGAUAUUUAUAUGCCUGAACUCCUCGGAUCUAUAUACUUAUGUGCUGUAUGAUUUGGCGAGCAAAACAUGGGUGGAACUACCAAGAUGCUCCAUAAAUGGUGAAAUCAUGGAGUUCAAGUCGGCCUUCUCAUUUGAGCCCAGAAUAGAGGCUUCUGUAUGA